GGACAAGGGAGUCACAUGGUGAAAGUAACUUUACGGGGUCGCCAGCUUGUAGGAGGGCUUUAUGGAGCAGAAAAACGACAAAGCGAGAAAAAUUAUUUUCCACUCCAGAAAUUAAUGAUCAUGAGCUCCUAUUUGAUGGACUCUAACUACAUCGAUCCGAAAUUUCCUCCAUGCGAGGAAUAUUCGCAAAAUAAUUACAUCCCAGACCACAGUCCGGAAUAUUACAGCCGGACAAGGGAGUCCAGCUUUCAGCAUCACCACCAAGAAUUGUACCCACCACCAAGACCAAACUACCCAGAGCGCCAAUACAGCUGUGCCAAUAUUCAAGCUCCCGGCAACCCAGCCGCGCACCAAAGGGGACAUGGGCAAACUCAAGGAGGCCACCACCUCUCAGAGAAACCGCAGCAGCUCUGUGAGCAGACUGCUCUCUCCAGUUCCUCCACCUCUCCUUCCCCAGCCCCUCCAGCCUGCAACCAGCCAAACCCUGAGCAUCUUAACAGCACAGCUUCUAAGCAACCUAUAGUCUAUCCAUGGAUGAAAAAAAUCCACGUCAGUACUGUGAACCCCAAUUACAAUGGAGGCGAGCCCAAACGUUCCAGGACUGCGUAUACAAGACAGCAGGUCUUGGAGUUGGAAAAGGAAUUUCACUAUAACAGGUACCUGACAAGGCGAAGACGCAUCGAAAUAGCCCACUCCUUGUGUCUCUCGGAAAGGCAGAUCAAAAUCUGGUUUCAGAACAGGCGGAUGAAAUGGAAAAAAGACCACAGGCUGCCCAAUACCAAAGUCAGAUCCUCGACUCCAUCUAAUUCAUCGGCGGGCACCAUUGCUGCUGGUAACGCUGCCCCCAGCGAGGAACUAUCACCGGGUACAUCUCAGGAUCAGCGAGCAGAGGAUAUCACAAGGUUAUAAACAAUAUCACACACACACACAAAAUUGACUCUGAUUAUUUAUAGAAUCUAAUAUAUAUAUAUAUAUUUUGGUUCUUUUCUUGUAGUUUUCCUGUGCGUAUAAAAAACAAUGAGGUCUUCUGUAAGACCACAGGCUUUAGAUGCAUGUAACAUAGCAUGAAGCCAGGUGACCGAGUACCUGCAGGUUUUUUUACGCCAUUUCAGGGUUUUAUUUAUUUUUAAGGGGUAAGGAAGGGGGGAGGGAGAGGUCAAUGUUCUGUUAGAUGAAUUUAAUGAACAAAUAAGAAUAAUCAAAAAGAAAGAGAAUGUAGGUAUUUUGCCCUCUGCAUUACAAAUGCACAAUGAUCUACCGAGAAUAAAAUGGAGCAUUGACAUUCUUUUGUAUAAAUGUGAAAAAAGCUAAAAAAAAAAUCACGAUUGAAAAGAAAAAAAAAUCACACAAACCAGAUUGAGCGAGCAAUUGCUUUAAAUUUUGAGAAGCGGGAAAAAAAGAAAAGGGAAGGAUAGUGACAUAUUAAAAAAAAGAGCAAGGUUUAAACAAAGUCAGUAGCUAGUUUUUUUGUCGUGGUUAUUUGUGUUUUUGGACUGAUUUUACAUGAUCAUUGUAAACUUGGAAUAAAGAGUUUUAGUGUGUAUGUGAAAGUCCCAGUGUUCAAUAAACC
Messenger RNA from Gopherus evgoodei (Goodes thornscrub tortoise), 1570 nucleotides. It is a transcript of the gene HOXC4, whose product is annotated as homeobox C4. Lineage: Eukaryota; Metazoa; Chordata; Testudines; Testudinidae. The coding region runs from base 16 to 909 and encodes 297 amino acids. Gene Ontology annotation, biological process: regulation of transcription by RNA polymerase II; anterior/posterior pattern specification; embryonic skeletal system morphogenesis. The record is from RefSeq and is a predicted model, not a curated record. Gene Ontology annotation, molecular function: RNA polymerase II cis-regulatory region sequence-specific DNA binding; DNA-binding transcription factor activity, RNA polymerase II-specific. The transcript has 2 exons. Gene Ontology annotation, cellular component: nucleus.